GGGAUGAUGAUUCAGUUUGCGGCGUAGAGCCUUAGCAGGCGGCCCGUCUCUGCUUAUCUGUUGCUGCUGACUUCCUCUCCGCUCCUACGGAGCAUCGCCAGCGCCGGCGAUAUGCAGCAGGUAUUCGCAGUAAAGUCUAAGCAGCGAUGAAGUCACUACUGCGAGCAGAACUCCGCUCCAGUCCGCGCACCAGGUUAAUUAUAUAUUACGGUGAAUAUUGUUUCUGCGUUAUAAGAUUUGCUCUGUGCCUGUGUACUUUUUAAACUGUCAAAAAAAAAAACCUAUGCGGAUAUUUUAUGGAAGACUCCGUAUUCUUGGAGAAGCACACAUCUUACCAAGGUGACUUCACCUGGAACAGCAUGUCCGGACGCACCGUCUGCCUGAAGCCUGUGGCGAUCCAGAGCUUGUCUGAACUGGAACGCAUCCGCCUGCAGGAGGUGGCCUUCAGUCGGCUACAUCAGGACUACGACCUGGGCUGUCAGAUCACCAUCCCCAAAGAUGGACAGAAACGCAAGAAGUCACUGCGGCGGAAACUCGACUCGUUAUCGAAGGAGAAGGCGAAAGACAGAGAGUCCCUGGCCCAGGCCUUUGGCAUCCCGCUGUCUCAGGUGAUCGCCAACGACCGGACCCACAAACAGCGGCUGGACAGCCAACGGGAAGGGACCCGGGAUGUGGGUGACCUGGUCACAUCCUUCCUGCACUUCACCACCAAGAGGCCGGUCAAAGACCUGUCCAGCAGCAACUCAUCUCUCAGCUCCACCUCAGAGACACCCAGUGAGAACACCUCGCCCAACACGCCCGAGCCCGCUCCGAGAGCAUGUAGACGGGGCGCGAUGUCUGUGGAUUCCAUCACCGACCUGGACAACAACCAAUCCCGCCUCCUGGAGGCCCUACAGCUCUCACUGCCGGCAGAGACUUCCAGCAAGAAGGAGAAGCACCGUGACAAGAAGUUCAGCCUGAACCCCAUCUACAGGCAGGUGCCCCGGCUGGUGGACAGCUGCUGUCAACACCUGGAGAAGUACGGUCUCCAGACGGUAGGGAUUUUCCGUGUUGGGAGUUCAAAGAAGAGAGUACGACAGCUGCGGGAGGAGUUUGACCGAGGCGUGGAUGUCCUUUUGGAUGAGGAGCACAGCGUCCAUGAUGUGGCGGCCCUUCUGAAGGAGUUCUUGAGGGACAUGCCUGACUCACUGCUGACAAGGGAGCUCUACACUGCCUUCAUCAACACCACAUUGUUAAAUUACGAGGAACAGCUAGGCGCCCUGCAGAUGCUGACAUACCUGCUGCCUCCCUGCAACUGUGACACCCUGCACCGUCUCCUCCGCUUCCUGUCCACCGUGGCGGCUCAUGCCCCCGAUACCUACAGCAAGGAUGGCCAUGAGGUCACAGGAAACAAGAUGACGUCAUUGAACCUGGCCACCAUCUUUGGGCCUAACCUCCUGCACAAGACAAAGAGUUCUGAUAGGGAGUUCUCUGUGCAGAGCUCAGCCCGGGCCGAGGAGAGCACAGCCAUUAUCAGUGUGGUCCAGAAGAUGAUUUCCUCUAAUGAGGCCCUCUUCACGGUGGCCCCAGAUCUACAGAACGAGGUCUUGAUGAGCCUGAUGGACACAGACCCCGAUGUGGUAGACUACCUUCUCCGGAGGAAGGCCUCCCAGUGGUCGAACACGGACCUCCUUCGCUCUGAUGACCAGUACUCCCCGGACGAAACCCACUUCUCCAGCGACUCUAACAAGGCAUCCAGCGGGGACGUCUCCCCCUACGACAACAACUCCCCGGUGCUAGCAGAGCGCUCUGCCCCUCAGGACAGGGGAGGUGAGCCAUGCCAUGUCCCAGAAUGUUCUGUGCUGACGACACAUGUCAAGGGCUGGAGCAAGGAGCCUUGGAGUACCAAGGGGGUAUCUGAUGGAAGCACCAACAUCUGGGGAGCCUGGCAUGCUACGCUGAGACCGAGCCAUCAAGACCAGCAAUGCAGAGGGUCUCAUGGCAACUUGUCUGAGUGUGGUUCCCAGAGCUCGGGUGAAGGUGGCGACAGUCACCCUGGAAACCAAAAACAGAGUAUGCCUCGCUCACGGGCCGCGACAGUCUCAACUGAGUAUGGACCUCACCCCAAAAUGGCGGAGAGACAGAGGCAGCAGUGGCAGAGCCUGGAUCCAGUGUCCAUCCGGCUGGAUGAUCAGUUGGCAUCCAGGAGGACUCAGCAGCCCCUUCCGGGGAGUGGUGUACAUGCAGCACCUCCUUACAGAUUUAAACCAGCCAAUAAAAAUGAGGGCAGACCGCCCCCUCCCUACCCUGGAAUAUCCAGGGCAACUGUCACUCCAGCGCCCCCUCCAGCUUCACUCCAGGCUAAGUCUUCUGCUCCGCCAAGUUACUUACAUAGCCAGCAGCGGCAGCUUGGCCACCUGGGCCCUCAAAGACAAUGUCCUCCGGCUCCCCUCACUCCCAUUGACACCUUCAGGUCAUCAGGUACAGAGUGGCAAGACUGGCAAAGAGAGAGGUGGCAGAUUUGGCAGCUCCUGUCAUCAGACAAUGCAGACACACUUCCAGAGACUCUCGUCUGAGCCAGGCAUGCCAUCUGUUGCUAUGGAACACAGUGCCCUCUAGUGGAACAAUGAGUAUUUAGCUGUGCCCUACAGGAUCAAAUGACCGAAACACCAUCUUUAUUUUUUUAUACAUCUGGUUAUUGUUGUUUUAUAUUGUAAAAAAAUGUUUAUUAUUACAAUUGAUUUUUCUGUUUUGCCAAAUAGAAAAAGUACCUCAAAUGAAACACACGAAAGUAUUAAAUAUUAGGGUGAACUUGACUGAAUAUUGCAUUUAUGUAAAAUACAAAAUCAACUCCCUGUAAAGUUGGCUUCUUGGCUUUGUCAUAAAAAUCGGUGUGGCUUCUCCCCAAGUGCCAGCAUUUUCGUUUGUAUAAUAUUAAUCCUUAAAUGAAUCCUUAAAUUUCAUCAAAUUGGUUGAUUGUCUUUAGCUAGUUAUUUAUAUUUAUUGUCCCUUUUUGUAUCUUGAAGCAUCAUGUUUUUUGUACACUUUCAUGAAGAUCAGAUAUUGCACUUCUAGCAGAGAGGGUUUUUUUUUUUACAGUUUUUUCCAUAUUUGCAGGUUUAUUUUGAUCUUUUAAAUAAGUAAAUUUGGAAAGGAUGGUACUAGGGGUAGGGAUCAUGCCUGUACUCUGUAUGCGUGCAGUUUGCAUUACGGAUGGGUGGAUCGAUUCUUAAAUCGAUUCGAAAUCGAUGAUUUUGAUCUGAAUGUUUUCAUUUUGAGAAUCAAUUGUAACGUUAAAAAAUUGUUUAUAUUUAUCUGGUAAAUUAAAUGCUGUAUUAAUGAUA
Molecule: messenger RNA, 3323 nt
Organism: Brienomyrus brachyistius
Lineage: Eukaryota; Metazoa; Chordata; Actinopteri; Osteoglossiformes; Mormyridae
Product: rho GTPase-activating protein 6-like
Exons: 13
Coding region: 297-2555 (752 amino acids)
Biological process (GO): signal transduction
Source: RefSeq, a predicted model, not a curated record